Molecule: messenger RNA, 4263 nt
Organism: Oncorhynchus mykiss (rainbow trout)
Lineage: Eukaryota; Metazoa; Chordata; Actinopteri; Salmoniformes; Salmonidae
Source: RefSeq, a predicted model, not a curated record
AUGAAUGUAACUGCGACCAGGACAGCAGCAGCAGCAAGUGAUGCCAUCUGUCUUAUCAGCGCUGAGGGAAAACCGUUGAAAACCGUUGGAUAUCUCAAGAAAUAGAAGGGGGAUGCAAGCACUUUUUGGUGAAUCACUAAAAUGAGCUUGAUUUGUAUUUUUAUCCGCAUUUUUACAUUUUUCGAGUGACUUCAAAGUUGUUUUCUAUUUUUUUUUAAUGGUUUAAUAUAGCCUAUAUUUUUUAUUUGAAUUGCAUUGCUUUCCCCCCCUAAUGGAUGGAAUUGAAGGCGAAUGACGCACCACACUGAAAUGAUUUAAAUGUUUUACGUGUUCUAGUGUGGAGGCAUUUUGGAGUGUUCGGACAGCCCACGUCAAGCUCUAGAACCUUUAGAACACCUGAUUGUUCUGUCGACAACACACCGAUGCCAAGUGGAACUCUUUCUCUCUCUGUUUACAUUUUACUCUCUUUGGCAAUUCAUCCACUGCAACUUUUUCAUUUAGCUCACCAGACCAGACGCACUCUUGUUUAGUUUUUACCCCAAGGAACUAUUAAAUCGUUUUUCCCUUUUAAGGUUUUUGAAAUGACGAGCCAAAGUACUGAGAGAAGUAGGCCUCUAGGGACUCUGGCGUUGCUGCGUUCCGCUUUGCUGUUGGGUCUUCUUCACAUUGGUGCACCAGAGGCGAGGAGGCUACGGGGCAGCCGCGCGCAACACCGGAGAGCCUCGGCCAUGCCGUCCCCAACGUUAACAUACAGGGACCGGGUAGUAGAGGGGACCGGAGCCGGUGAGAGCUUCCCGUUAGACUUCACCGCUGUCGAGGGGAACAUGGACAACUUCAUGACCCAAAUUAAAAACCUGGCGCAGUCGCUGUACCCGUGCUCGGCGCAGAAGCUGGACCAGGACAUGAGGCUGCACUUCUUGGACAAUUCCUCUGCGACGUGUAACGAUGGAUCCCCAGCGGGGUACUACAUCAAGGAAUCUAAAGGCAGCAAGAGAUGGCUGAUAUUCUUGGAGGGUGGAUGGUACUGUGUCAACAGACAGACUUGUGACACCAGGUACCAGACAAUGAGAAGAUUCAUGAGCUCCCUCAAGUGGCCACGCACCAGAACAGGUACAGGUAUUCUGUCUCCUCAGCCAGAGGAGAACCCCUAUUGGUGGAAUGCCAACAUGGUGUUCAUCCCAUACUGCUCUAGUGAUGCCUGGAGUGGAGCCUCAGCAAAGACUGACCAAAGUGACUAUGCGUUCAUGGGCUCAGUGAUCAUUAAGGAGGUGGUUAAUGAGCUGCUUACUAAAGGACUGGACAGCGCUAAGGUCCUGCUACUGGCUGGGAGCAGUGCGGGGGGUACAGGUGUACUACUGAACGUGGACCGUGUGGCGGAGCACCUGGAGUCCCGGGGACACGGGGAGAUUCAGGUCCGGGGUCUGGCUGAUUCUGGCUGGUUCCUGGAUAACAAGCAGUACAGAUCUACAGACUGUCACAGCACCAUCAGCUGUGACCCUACUGAGGCUAUCAGGAGAGGAAUCAGGUACUGGGGUAGUGUGGUGCCAGAGAGUUGCAGACAGACUCACAUAGGAGAGGAGUGGAACUGCUUCUUCGGAUAUAAAGUCUACCCCACGCUCAAGAGUCCAGUGUUUGUGGUCCAGUGGUUAUUUGACGAGGCCCAGUUAACAGUAGAUAACAUCCACCUGACUGGUCAUCCGGUCCACGAGUUACAAUGGAGAUACAUACAGAAUCUGGGCAAUGAGCUGAGGAACACACUCAAAGACGUCCCGGCCCUGUUUGCUCCAGCCUGCCUAUCCCAUGAGGUCAUCACCAGGAAUUACUGGAUGGACAUCCAAGUCAAAGGAACCUCCCUCCCCAGAGCCCUACACUGCUGGGACCGUGGUCUCCACGACAACAACCUCCACCAAAGAUCCUCCAACAACGACACCCAUAGCAACAAUCCUAACCCCACCCCCAACAAGGCUCUGCCCCCAGCUUCGCCUCCGAGGCGCUGUCCUCUGCGUCUGAUUGACAGCUGCCCCUGGCCUCACUGUAAUCCCACCUGUCCCACUAUACGGGAUCAGAUCACCGGACAGGAAAUGAGCGUGAUCCAGUUCCUGAAACACAUGGGGUUUGAUGUUGCCAAGAUGGCCCAGCAACAGGGCAUGGACGCAGGGAAACUGCUGGGGAUGCUGAAUAACGGGAACUGAGCAGGGAGAGACUCACACAGGUAGCUGAAAUGAAACGCUCACACACACACUCUGACACAGCAGGGCCAUAGAACGCUUUGGUGGAGAUGAACGGAACUCAAUGCAACAGAAUAGAAACAGAACUGAACUCUAAGCAACAGAACUGAACUCUAAGCAACAGAACUGAACUCUAAGCAACAGGACUGAACUCUAAACAACAGGACUGAACUCUAAGCAACAGGACUGAAGUCUAAGCAACAGAACUGAACUCUAAGCAACAGAACUGAGCAGAAAAAGUUACUGUGCUAAACUGAACUGGACUCGAUGGUGCAAUCUGUUCAUUUUAAAGUAAAUAAGACAACGGACUUGUGGAUUUAGAAAAUAUAUAUAUGCAUAAUAGGUGUAGAAGUUGUGUAUGUAUAUGAAGUGGAAUCCUCCGACUGUAAUGACUUGAUAGACUUCAAUGAUCAUUUUGAUCAAUGCUACAGAAGAUACAGAAUCAAGCUUCUGAUAUGGAAGGCAAUACAGCGAGCCCCUCAUAGGCUGCGUUUACACAGGCAGACUAAUUCUGAUCUAUUUCCACUAAUUGGUCUUCUAACCAAUCAGAUCAGGGUCUUUUCCCAAUAAUUGGGCAAAAGACCAGAAUUGGGCUGCCUGUGUAAACACAGCCAUAGUAACAAGGGUUCACUAGAACUGAUUGAUCAGAAUUGUCUCAAACGACCACAUAGCCUACUGCCACAUAUGAACUCACCAGCAGAGAGGGAUGGAGACUGCCACACCUAAACAUAGGAUACUAGCAGAGUGAGAGAUGUCUGGAUAGAUGAUACAGUAUGUGGGGAAUGGGAGAGAUGUCUGGAUGGAUGAUACAGUAUGUGGGGAAUGGGAGAGAUGUCUAGAUGAUACAGUAUGUGGGGAAUGGGAGAGAUGUCUGGAUGGAUGAUACAGUAGGUGGGGAAUGGGAGAGAUGUCUGGAUGUCUGAUACAGUAGGUGGGGAAUGGGAGAGAUUUAUGAUAUGGCGCUCUCUACUGGAGGUUUUGAGAAUUACAAACAUUUGUAUUCUUGCUGCUUCCAACUCUGCCUGGGUGAAUAAUACUGAAUGGUGCUUUUAGCCACAUAUGCUUUUAUACAAGGAUAAUAAUGGGUUAUACUUUAGUAUCUCUAAAAGGUUAUGUGAUUAACUGUUUGAACUCAAUGAAGGGUUGCACAUUGUCGGUAACUUUCACAAAAUGUUCCUGAAAUCCCAGUUGGAAGUUCCCUGGAAUCAGGAGGGAAUAAACAGAGAAUCUGGGAAUCAUCCAACCAGGAUUUCUGGGAAACCUGGGAAUUUUGCAACCCUAAAACUCAAGCUACUUUGGAGUUGAUAUUUAUUGGAUUAGAUGUAUCAUGUAUGAGUGCUAUUCUACUUCAUAUUUAUUAGGUGGAUCAGUGGUAUUACGACAGGAAAGUGAUUCUUUGGAAAUUGUCGAUAUAUUUAGCUCUUUUUAUGGUGCUGAUUGCAUGUCUGUAGUACAUUAUAAUUGUGUUGAAUAAUAGAAGGAUUUAUGUUUCAAUGAUUUAUAUUAGAUUUCUCCACUGAAAAGCACAAGUGCAGCAUAACCACUAGGUAAAACAUCAGAUAAGCAAAUACACACACAAAUAUGUUAAAAACAUUUAAUUACGUAUAAAGUAUACAAACAAAACAACUUAAAAACAAUAAGAGACAUUCAAAUAACGUACUGAUCCAGUGGUUGAUCUUCUAAGACCAUUUCCUGUUUGAACGAACCAAUCAGAUCGCCCGAUACUAAGAGGUGGAUUCUUCCUACAGAGACAGUAAACAUAGGAUGCGUCCAAAAAAGGUACCCUAUUCUCUACAUAGUGCACUACGUACGACCAGCGCCCUAUAAAGUCGUGCACUAUGUAGGGAAGAGUGCCAUUUCAGAAGCAGUGUGGUGACCACCAAUUAACAUUAAAAACAUAUCAAAAUCAUUUUAUAUCAGAAACGGAAAGAAAUAACCUGUUCACAGUUGGUAUGAAAGGGCUGUUGACAAAAUACCAGUUUAUACAAUAAAAACAUCUAAAAGGAAUUUUUAAAAAAUCAUACUAUUUACAAUU